AUGGCCUGCUACGAGUGGGCGGAAGAUUGCGACAUGCACCAAUCCCGUUCGACCGAAAGCAUCCCAAUUCAACCAUCAGUGGCAAACAUCAGUGAUUCCUGCAUCGACGAUGGCAUCCAGUUCAAGUUCAUCCCACCUCGCUCACCCAACUUUGGAGGUCUUUGGGAGGCGGCAGUGAAGUCUUUCAAAACACACUUCAAGCCAACCGUUGGGAACGCCAUCCUCACGAGCGACGAACUCAACACGCUACUGAUCCAGAUUGAAGGAUGCCUCAACUCUAGACCACUUACACCACUCUCCAAUGACCCAUCUGAUCUGGAAGUGCUGACCCCAGGUCACUUCCUCAUUCAUCGCCCCAUCGUAUCCCUGGCCGAACCAUCGCUGGAAAAGCUGCCGUUCAACCGUCUCGAUCGCUGGCAAAAGGUGCAGGAGUUUGUCCGUCGGCUAUGGAAACAUUGGUCAAUAGACUACUUGUCCGGACUACAGCAGAGAACUAAGUGGACCAAGCAGAAGGACAACGUGAAGCUGAAUACCAUGGUGCUGCUGAAGGAGGACGGUCUACCUCCAUCGAAAUGGUGUCUUGGCCGCGUCACGCAGAUCAUCAAGGGAGCUGACGACAACAUCCGAGUGGUCAUCGUCAAAAACAAAAGAUGGAGACUUCAAGCGUGCCAUCUCUAA
Messenger RNA from Anopheles arabiensis, 678 nucleotides. RefSeq lists its product as uncharacterized. The record is from RefSeq and is a predicted model, not a curated record. Lineage: Eukaryota; Metazoa; Arthropoda; Insecta; Diptera; Culicidae. Bases 1 to 678 code for a protein of 225 amino acids. Gene Ontology annotation, molecular function: nucleic acid binding. The transcript has 2 exons.